UCAAGCUUAGAACACUCUUCUUCUUAUUUUCUCUCACCUCUCAUUUUGGUCUAUUGACGAAUUGCCCAAAUUUUGUUUUGAUCACUGCACAGUCUGCACAUAGUAGCUUGAAUUUUUAUGAAUGUGAAGUAUUGAUCAAUCCUGGAGCCUGUUAGCCACUGUCUUAAUGGACUGGAUAUAUGUGCACAAAAAUUGGGACAAAUGGGCGUCUAACCAUGUGGGUUCUCCUGAUCUACCACUGAAGGCUGCUCUGUUGAUCAACUAUGAUCCAUCUGGACCCUCUCGUUUAUUAUCUACAAUUGCAGAACAAGAAGGAAUAAGAGCAAAUCCAAUUGAAUUAGGGCAAUUUGUUGAUUUUGUCAAGCGAAAUAAUCUUCAAUCUGAGAGCUUCUUCAUCGGAUUAAACCAAUAUAUUGUUACUUCGAUAUAUGACCAUUGGUUCUGCGCAAGGUGUGUUAACACCUCCCAUCCGAUUGGUGAAGGUGCUAUAGUAAUGCAUAUAGCAUCAUAUCUUCUAGUGGCUCUGUAUGAUGGCUCACUUGGCUCUGCAUCUCAAGCUAUGGCUGCUGUUAAUCAGUUCUCAUUGCAGUUAAGUCGAAAAAAUCAUAAUACUCAUUAGAAUAAGAUAUUUCAUUCCUUUUCAAAGGCACCCAUGAAGAUAUUUUAAAACUUUUGCAUAAUACAAUCGCUUCCUGCUUCCUGCUUGCUCUGCUGCUCAUAUCUCAUCGAUAGCACUGCUGCUAUCUUCUUCCACA
Impatiens glandulifera is the source of this 755-nucleotide messenger RNA. RefSeq lists its product as uncharacterized. The transcript has 7 exons. The coding region runs from base 167 to 619 and encodes 150 amino acids. The record is from RefSeq and is a predicted model, not a curated record. Lineage: Eukaryota; Viridiplantae; Streptophyta; Magnoliopsida; Ericales; Balsaminaceae. Gene Ontology annotation, molecular function: actin binding.